AUGCCAAAACGAUACCUCGAUGUUGAAUACAACACUAUUUCUACUGAAAUCGAUGUGACUGACUUUGAAGACCUGAGUGACGUUCAGGAUACUAUCAAGUCUGAGUAUGGUCCUGCUAUGGCUGACAUUGAUGCUCCUCAACUGCAACUCUACACCAACAAUGGUUUUUGUGUUGUUAUUGGUUGUUUACCUCUACCUCCAAGACAACCUACUCAAACUGACCUAGGUCCAACAUCUGCAGCAGCCUCACCCGCACUACUGGAUUUUUGGACUGCUUUCACAAACUACCCUAACCCUCUUGAAGGAAACACUGUUGUCCAACUUCCAGCAGACGUAUUCAUCCUUGGAAACCAUUCAAUUGGAUCAUCCAUUUACAUCCGUCCUUGUUAUCCUAAACUUUUUGAAAAAUCACUAUCUAUUGUGCAAUCUGCUGAUAUACGUCAUUUGAUCAUCCUUGGAAAUCCUGGAAUUGGCAAGACAUAUUUUAGUUACUUUUUGCUGUUGCAUCUUGCUCGCUCUGGUGCUACAGUCGUGUAUGAGAGUGGAGUUGAUCAAAAAAGAUAUCUGCUUACUCCCAAUGUCCCACAAGAAUUGGUUGAAAGUCUGUAUUUAAAGUGGGGAGGAAUUGCUCGUUAUGUUCUUAAAUAUGCAUUGGUAAAAGAAAAACAGGAUUUUCUCGACAAAGCUUUAAAUAUUUCCAAUAUCGAUUCAGUUGUCAAGUCUUUUGGUAAAUAUGGUGAAAACCUAGACGCUUCAAGUUGUUUGAUUCAUAUAUCAGUCAAGGAUGGCUUCCACAGUGGUCCUUAUCAGUUUGCUCCUGACUAUGUGGUUGAUGAAAUUUACAACCAAAUUGGUGAAACUGGUCAACUUAAUAGGGUAUUAUUUGAAAAGCACGCUCAUACAGUCAUCGCUAAAGGUGGUUCAUUCAAGAUUCGUGAUUUACGUACCAAGCUGGAGUCUACACUUCAACUGCCAAUGGAUCUUAGUACUUUGUUAUUCUCCAACAAUUCUCAAGUUCAAGACGCAACGAAUUGCUAUUUCCGUCCCAUUAGCAAUACUUUUGAAUCUGUUGAUUCGUUCAUCAAGCCAAAUCUACUUUUCCAAAUGACCGGUGCCAAAGAUCAUCCUUGCAAACAAACUGAACUUUGUGAUGUUUUGGAAAUACUUGGUAAUCCGUCAAAACCAGAACUGUAUUUUGUUGUACCUCCUGAUCGUUUUGCCUGUUUUACACGCCAAAGCUACCACGGAACAGAUGGUCGAGUGUUGUCGCAAAACGAUACUAUUGCGAGUGUUGAGAAGUUGACUCGAUUUGUUUUGACGUUUGAACCAUCUCAUCAAUAA
This is a messenger RNA of Batrachochytrium dendrobatidis JAM81, 1341 nucleotides long. RefSeq lists its product as uncharacterized. Bases 1 to 1341 code for a protein of 446 amino acids. The record is from RefSeq and is a predicted model, not a curated record. Lineage: Eukaryota; Fungi; Chytridiomycota; Chytridiomycetes; Rhizophydiales. The transcript has 4 exons.